AUGAACUCUCCUCUCUUCUUCACCACCACCGUAAUUUUCUCUCUCGUCUUUUCACUCCCCACCUCCUUUUCAGACCUUGCCACUGACCGUGCGGCCCUCUUAGCCCUCCGCUCAGUCGUGGGCGGCCGAGCUCUCCUCUGGAACCUGUCGGAACCCACCCCAUGUUCAUGGUCUGGCAUCACCUGCUCUUCUAAUCCACCUAUCGUCACUGAGCUCCGCCUCCCCGGAAUGGGUCUUUCCGGCGCAAUCCCAAUGAACACUGUCGGAAAUCUGACCCACCUCCGCAUCCUUUCUCUGCGCUUCAACUCUCUCUCUGGCCCACUUCCCUCCGACAUUUCCUCUCUCUCCGAACUCCGUAACCUCUACCUCCAGGAAAAUGCAUUCUCUGGUCCAAUCCCUGCCUCUCUCUCUGUUCUCACUAAUGUUGUUCGCCUCGACCUUGCCAACAACAACUUCUCAGGCUCUAUUCCUUCUUCACUCAACAAUUUGACCCGUUUGAGUACUCUUUAUUUACAAAAUAAUAAUCUCACUGGGCCAAUUCCUGACCUGAAUUCCUCCAGUUUGGUUCUGUUAAAUGUUUCAAACAACCAAUUAACCGGUCCUAUUCCUUCAAGGUUUUCAAGAAUGCCCACGAGUGCAUUUCAGGGUAAUUCUCUUUGUGGAGGUCCACUAUUAUCUUGUGAUGGUACUGGAAGUGGGGGUGGUAAGAAACUAUCUGGUGGUGCAAUUGCUGGAAUUGUAAUUGGAUCCGUACUUGGGUUUUUGUUGAUUGUUGUGAUUUUGGUGCUUUUGUGUCGUAAAAAGUGGAGUAAGGAAGUAGGAUCUAAGGGUAAAGUUGCAAUGAAGAAGGGAGAUCCUGAAAUGCCUCGCAAAAAAUCGAUUGAGAGUGGGGAUAGGGAUAGUUCGAGUAGUGGGUUUCCAGCAGUGGCAGUAACAAAGGGGAAGGGUGGUGGUAAUGGUGGUGGUGAGGGUAAGAAUUUAGUUUUUUUUGGGGAAUCGGUUAGGACUUUUGAUUUGGAGGAUCUGUUGAGGGCGUCUGCAGAGGUUUUGGGGAAGGGAACAUUUGGGACGGCGUAUAAGGUCGUGCUGGAGGUGGGGACGGUGCUGGCAGUGAAGAGGUUGAAGGAUGUGGGUGUGCCGGAGAAAGAGUUUAGGGAGAAGAUUGAGGUGGUUGGAAAGAUGGAUCAUGAGAACUUAGUGGCUCUCAGGGCUUAUUACUAUAACAGGAAUGAGAAUCUGCUUGUUUUUGAUUAUCUGCCUGUGGGAAGCUUGUCUUCUCUUUUGCAUGAAAUUGAUGCCAAUGCCUACUUCACAGCAGCUACAAUGAUCAUAGCCGUCCCCACAAACAUAAAAAUCAUUCGUUGGACCACUACCAUGUGGGGUUAG
Messenger RNA from Ilex paraguariensis (yerba mate), 1386 nucleotides. NCBI's taxonomy places the organism in Eukaryota, Viridiplantae, Streptophyta, Magnoliopsida, Aquifoliales, Aquifoliaceae. The record is from the annotation of a GenBank genome assembly.